Messenger RNA from Ipomoea triloba (trilobed morning glory), 864 nucleotides. RefSeq names its product histone H1-like. Bases 81 to 647 code for a protein of 188 amino acids. Gene Ontology annotation, cellular component: nucleosome; nucleus. Gene Ontology annotation, biological process: chromosome condensation; negative regulation of DNA recombination; nucleosome assembly. Gene Ontology annotation, molecular function: structural constituent of chromatin; nucleosomal DNA binding; double-stranded DNA binding. The transcript is spliced from 2 exons. The record is from RefSeq and is a predicted model, not a curated record. NCBI's taxonomy places the organism in Eukaryota, Viridiplantae, Streptophyta, Magnoliopsida, Solanales, Convolvulaceae.
CUUCUCCACCGCUUCAAAAUACGCAAUAGCGAUCCCUGUCAAAAUCCAGUGUUUUUCUAGCAAACCCUAUCUGUACUCUCAUGACGUCCGCCACAGCCGGAAAAGCCGCCGCCGCCGCCAAGCCUAAGAAAGCCGCCGCUCCUAAGAAGGCUCGCGCUCAUCCUCCUUAUGUUGAGAUGAUUUCUGAGGCGAUUGCGGCGUUGAAGGAGAGGACCGGUUCAAGUCAAGUGGCGAUUGCGAAGUUUAUCGAGGAGAAACAGGAGGAAUUGCCGCCAAACUUCAGGAAGCUCUUGCUGGUUCAGCUAAAGAAGCUCGUCGCGUCGGGGAAGCUCACGAAGGUGAAGAACUCGUUCAAGCUCGCCGGAACAGCCAAGACUGCUGUCGUCGCCGCCAAGCCCAAGGCCGCGGCAGAGCCAAAGAAGAAGACCGCUGCCGCCGCCGCCAAGCCGAAAGCUGCGGCUGCAAAGAAAGUGCUUGUGGAAAAGCCUAAGAAGAAGGUUUCAACCCCGUCUAAAGCUAAAAAGACUGCGGCCAAAGCCAAACCUGCCAAGAGAACUCCGGUGAAGAAGGUGGCUCUGUCUAAAGUAAAGUCGCCGGUGAAGAAGCCCAAGAGUAUCAAGUCGCCGGCGAAGAAGGCGAGGAAAUGAAGAAAUGAAAUUGGCGAAAAAGGCGUUAGCUUUAGGCUCUGAUAACAUAGUUUGUUUUAGGGUUUGUAAAUUAUCUAAUGUUUGAGAUGGUGACUAUAUAGUUUCAGUGUAAUCCCUUUUCUUCUUCUUCUUCCUUUUUGGCCAUUGAUAUUCAUAGGUGUUGCUUUUCUGUAGUUUGGUUUGUUCUAUGUAAUAUAAAGCUUGAAAGGUUUAAAGA